CAAUCACUCCAUUUUCAUCUCAAUAUAAACCCCCUUCCAUACCCAGAUUUGGCUCUCUCCCCAUCCUCCUCUCUAUUAUCUCUCUCUAUUAAGAAUUAUCAAAUCAAUGGAUUCAAAGGCGGUUCACAACGGCGAGUCCACUGGUCCUCUGAUCGUCAGCUUCGGCGAGAUGCUCAUCGACUUCGUGCCCACGGUUUCCGGCGUGUCGUUGGCGGAGGCUCCGGGAUUUCUCAAGGCCCCCGGCGGUGCACCGGCUAAUGUUGCAAUCGCAGUCGCCAGACUCGGAGGCCAUGCGGCGUUCGUCGGCAAGCUAGGCGAUGACGAGUUUGGUCACAUGCUCGCCGGGAUCCUCGGUGAGAACGGCGUCAGCACCAAAGGGAUCAACUUCGAUCUAGGCGCUCGCACUGCCUUGGCGUUCGUGACUCUACGCGCCGACGGGGAGCGUGAGUUCAUGUUCUACAGGAAUCCUAGCGCCGACAUGCUUUUGACGCCCGAAGAGCUCAAUCUCGAGCUCAUUAGAUCCGCGAAAGUGUUUCAUUACGGAUCGAUAAGCUUGAUUGUGGAGCCCUGCAGAUCAGCACAUCUGAAGGCAAUGGAAGCAGCAAAAGAGGCCGGUGCCCUGCUCUCGUACGACCCGAACCUGAGGCUGCCGCUGUGGCCCUCACCUGCGGAGGCGCGUGAGCAGAUAAUGAGCAUCUGGGACAAGGCGGAGGUGAUCAAGGUCAGUGACAAUGAGCUGGAGUUCUUGACAGGGAGUGACAAAAUUGAUGAUGCAGCUGCUUUGUCACUGUGGCAUCCCAACUUGAAGCUUCUUUUGGUCACUCUUGGUGAGAAGGGUUGCAGAUACUACACCAAGAACUUCCAUGGGCAAGUGGAUGCUUUCAAUGUCAAAGCUGUAGAUACAACAGGAGCAGGUGAUGCCUUCGUUGGAGCCUUAUUGUCCAAGAUAGUUGAUGACCAAUCUGUAAUUGAGGACGAACCAAGGCUGAGGGAAGUACUCAAGUUUUCAAAUGCAUGUGGUGCCAUUACAACCAUCAAGAAGGGAGCCAUUCCUGCUCUCCCAACCACAUCCGAGGUCCUCACUUUUGUCAAAGGGGCUUAAGAGGCUUUUUCCUUUUUUUUUUUUUUUUAAAAGUUACUCUUCUUAAGCCUCGUCUUCUCUCUGCUCGUGCUUUGAGUUUCCAUAUAUACGGAGUUCUCCUCUGGCUAUUCAAUGGGGUUUUUCAAGUGUCUCGUGAUGAUUGAAAACUUGUGGUUUUAUUUUUAACUAAAUAAAUUUUGAUUGGCAUUUCUGAAAAAGGUCAAUUGCCCAGUA
Tripterygium wilfordii is the source of this 1315-nucleotide messenger RNA. Its product is annotated as probable fructokinase-4. Gene Ontology annotation, cellular component: cytosol. Lineage: Eukaryota; Viridiplantae; Streptophyta; Magnoliopsida; Celastrales; Celastraceae. The record is from RefSeq and is a predicted model, not a curated record. The transcript is spliced from 4 exons. Gene Ontology annotation, biological process: fructose metabolic process. Gene Ontology annotation, molecular function: fructokinase activity. Bases 107 to 1102 code for a protein of 331 amino acids.